AUGAAAAGUACUGGUGUCCCAAUUACAGGAAGAGUAGUACAGCAAGAAGUAGUUACCAAGUGGUGCCCUGGUGUCAUAAGGACUUAUGCACUUGAAGAGUUGAAGAUGGCAACAAGGGAUUUUCGAAUUCGGAUAGGGGUUGGAGCAACUUCUUUUGUGUAUCUUGCAGAUCUUGGGGAUGCUCAGUUCGGGGCGGUGAAGAGAGUGAUGGAGGGCAGAGGUGGGAGCAAGAAGAUAUUCUUGGAUGAAGUUUCAGUCUUGUUAAGGAUUUCUCAUCCAAAUUUAGUGAGGUUGAUGGGUUUCUGCUUGGAAAAGGGAGAGCAACUUCUUCUACUAGAGUAUGUCCCAAACAAGACUCUCUUCGACAGAAUGCAUACAUACCAUGGCCAAUCCUCAGGUAUUCUUUCAUGGUCUAGCCGCUUAAGCAUAGCACUUGACAUUGCUCGAGCUCUGGAUUACCUCCACUCGCAAGCUGAUCCAACCAUCAUUCACAGGGAUGUCAAAUCCUCUAACAUCCUCUUAGUUGACGAUGAUCAUGCCAAGUUAGCCGACUUUGGGCUAUGCAAGUUAGGCUAUGACAAACCUGGCUCAGAAACUAGUACUACGACUCCAACUCCAGCUAGCAUCAAGGGCUCCUUUGGUUACAUUGACAUUGACUACCUCAAAACUGGCCUUGCAACACCCAAGAUUGAUGUUUAUAGCUAUGGGGUGUUGGUACUUGAGCUCAUCACGGGCCUCAAAUCAAUAAAAGGCUCUGUGACACUUGCUGAAUGGACUGAGGAGUAUAGGAAGAGUGACGAUAUAGAAGUUUGGGCUAAACUAUUGGAUCCAAAACUUAACGGGAAUGCGAAUUUGGAGCAGCUAAGUGUGUUGAUCCAUGUAGCCAAUUUGGCUCUAUUAGAGAAUUCCGAAGGGAGACCAGAAAUGUGGCAGAUUGUAGAUAGAAUUCUUAGAUGCAUGGAACCUCGAUCCUAUCACCACUUGUUGCCAGUGUAA
Molecule: messenger RNA, 996 nt
Organism: Dovyalis caffra
Lineage: Eukaryota; Viridiplantae; Streptophyta; Magnoliopsida; Malpighiales; Salicaceae
Source: the annotation of a GenBank genome assembly